Messenger RNA from Olea europaea var. sylvestris, 360 nucleotides. RefSeq lists its product as uncharacterized. The record is from RefSeq and is a predicted model, not a curated record. Bases 1 to 360 code for a protein of 119 amino acids. The transcript has 2 exons. NCBI's taxonomy places the organism in Eukaryota, Viridiplantae, Streptophyta, Magnoliopsida, Lamiales, Oleaceae.
AUGGAUUUAUUUAAGUUGAUUGCUACCACUCAUUCCAUGUUUUCAUCAGAAAGAGUGGUGCCUCCAAAAGCAGCGGGAAUCUAUGAAUUAGACAUCAUAGCAUCUACCAACGCCCAAAUAGCAGCAUUGAUAAAACAAGUAGAGUUAUUGCCUCCUAAUUCAGUUAAGGGGAUCAGAAGCUUCUUAGGGCAUGCAGGGUUUUACAGAAUGUUCAUUAAGGAUUUCUCAAAAAUUACAAAACCUCAGUGUAAUCUACUAGAGAAGUAUGUGUCAUUUCACUUUUCUGAUGAGUGCUUAAAUGCCUUUAAUACUUUGAAAGAAAAGUUAACUUCUGCACCUGUGAUAAUAGCACCUGAUUAG